AUGCCUUUAUCUGAUACACAAGUUUUUACUGCUCUUUUCGUAGCACUUAUUACUGGUAUUCUUUCCCUCCGUCUUGGAACUCAACUUUACAAGUAA
This is a messenger RNA of Ostreococcus tauri, 96 nucleotides long. The record is from the annotation of a RefSeq genome assembly. NCBI's taxonomy places the organism in Eukaryota, Viridiplantae, Chlorophyta, Mamiellophyceae, Mamiellales, Bathycoccaceae.